ACGGAACAUUUUUUUCCCCCCUCAGUGGCGUCAAACACCACUUUCGCCUCUUCCCUCUAACCGAGCCAAGGCGCGUCGUCUGCGUUACAACCAAAUAAUCUUUUCAAGGCUUUAAAAAUAAGGAUAUAUAUACCUCUUUACUUCAAAUAAUAAUCUAUAAGCUAACUGACCAAAUGGGAGUACGCGAAUGGGAUCUAUAACCGCGACGUGUGUUUACUGGAAUACAAAGCAAGAGUAACGCAGACGUCGAAAUGUCAUGGUGGGAUGAGUGUGUCCAGUAACCGGAAGGAUGGAGUGCUGUGACUCUGUCUCUGAUGAUGGAGCCUCCAGCCCUUACAUGAACCGGCCACCAGGGUUCUGCAGUUCGGCUCCAUCCAGCCUACUCCACUUGCCUAAGAAUAAAGCCUCUGACCUCCCACCCACAAAGGGGGAACCCUCCCACCCACAAAGGGGGAACGGAGUGGAGGGGGAAAGCCCGGGCGAAAGGAGGACUUUGGGAAGUGGAUGUGAACAAGGAAUUGAUGAACAGGUUGACAAGUAUGCAACAGGUGAUUUUUUAGAGAAAGGCCAAGAGAUGAGAGAAGAGAAUGCUAAAUAUAAUGAUGAUGAUGAUGAUUUAGACUGUGAUGAGCUAGAACAUGAAAUUGGGGAGAUUAUCUACCAGGCUGAUGGUUCUGUUUAUGUCCUAAAGAGCCAGAGUCAGCUGCCAUUUGGAGUGGUUGGGUCCUCUUCUCGCCCUCCCAUUAUUAGCACAUGCCAUUUUGCUUUCUCCCAGAGCUCUACAUUGAAGAGCUUUCAUGUCUUCCACCUCCGUCACCACAAUAACUGGUGCCACCCGGCUGGAGAUACCCCUGUUUUGCUAACUUGCCAAUCCAAAGAUGGAGCGCUUGCCCAGACGGGCCUUUCUGACACGGGGCAGGCGUCCACUGAUGGCGCACGCCCCGUCCUUCUGUGCUUUUUCUGUCACCUGUCGUUCAACCACGUGCGCGUAUUCCGAAGUCACGUUUUGCAGCAACACAACUUCACACUUAACACGGAAGAAAGGCACCUGCUUUCGCUCCGGCACACAUGUGCCAUACUGCAGCCUGUUGGCCACAGCGACUGCCCACUCCUCAGCUUCCUAGAACCAAAAACUAUCAGCGAAUGUGCUGGAUCAAGCCAGUUAGCAGCCGCAAAUCCAGGGCACCAUGCGGUAGGCAUGCCAAGUCAGGAAGAGAGGGAAGACCUACAGAUGUCUGAGACAGGACUCCCUCUCCAGCCCUCUCUACCCAGAGCCCCCCUUCCUACCUCAGCGUUGAGCCCUGCCAAAGACCCUUCAACCCUGGGCAGAGAGGGCAUAAAGUGGAGCAAGGAUGAUUACAUAUGGAAAGAUGGCAGAAGUAGCAGAGAAACAGAGGAGAGGCUGAGCUCAGAGGUUGUUGGCUGUACAGACUAUAGAAUAAGUAGCAUUGACAUCAGUGGCGUACGAGAGCACAUGACUGAAGUGACUCUUUCAAACCAAAGCAUUCCCAAUUCUCCCAACUCUGUCACCACAGCAACCAGCUUUAUGAAUAACACCAAAUCUCGUACAGACUCUGAGUUAGAGUGUGGAACAAGCUUUAACUGCCACGGCCCCACUCCACUUUCCCCUAGUGUGCAAACCCUGCCCAUAAUCAGUACUCCAGAAGACCUCACCAAACAAGAGAGUGUGAUGGAAACUGAACCGAACAUCUUGUCAAAGAAGGGCUGUGGCAUGGCAAAUAAAGCCAGGAGCAGGGUGUGUGUUGACGACAAGACAGCUGUCAUUUACUCUGACCUACCCGAGGACCUUAGCAAUUCUCAGUCACCAGCCACCAGCCCGCCUCUGACCCAGACUAACAAAUCUCUGCCAGAAGAUGGCCAGACAGACAAUGGGUCUAGAGGGAGUUUGUUGGCUGGAGAUGAUGUGGGUUUCAUCAUCGCACAAGAUGGAAUGCAGGGAUCUUCCUACUCUUUUGUGGGUCAAGGUACCAUGACCCACUCACGAAAUUCCUGCAAGACACUGAAGUGCCCCAAGUGCAACUGGCACUACAAGUAUCAGCAGACUCUAGAGGCCCAUAUGAAGGAGAAGCACCCAGAUUCUGAAGAAGGGCAGUGCCCUUACUGUAGCAGUGGGCAGAGCCACCCACGCCUUGCUCGGGGGGAGACAUACACCUGUGGCUACAAGCCUUUUCGUUGUCAGGUGUGCCAGUAUUCCACCACCACCAAGGGCAACCUAAGCAUCCACAUGCAGUCCGACAAACAUCUCAACAAUAUGCAGAAUCUGCAGACCCAGGCACGACCACAUGCUCCCCAAGCGCAACCCAGCCCUCUGUCUCACACACACACCCCCCAGGCCAGCUCUCCUUCUCCUAAAGUCCAGGGGCGUGCGUCAUGGCGAUGUGAAGUGUGUGACUAUGAAACCAACGUAGCACGGAAUCUUCGUAUACACAUGACCAGCGAGAAACACACACACAACAUGCUUCUCCUGCAACAAAACCUGGCCCACAUGCAGCGUCAACGACGACACAGUGCCACUGAACUCUACCGCUGUUGUCAUCCCCAGAGCAGGUUGUCUGACCCCAGCCUGGCAUUGCAAGCUGACGAGGCUGUACAAGAGCCUCCCCAGAAGCUGGCAGAGGUAGAUGCUCCAGAGGCACUGUUUGAAUGUGCGCUAUGUGAUCAUUUCUCCUCAGACAGCCUGGAGACUCUUAGUCAGCAUCUGGCCAAACAGCGCUCACUUCCUGAUUCCAGUUGGAGGAGCACGGCUGGUGACGCCCACAAUUGCCGGCUGUGCCAUUAUGCCACACCCCUGCGGGCCAACUUCCAGCUGCACUGCCAGACAGAUAAGCACCUUCAGCGCUACCAGCUAGCAGCACACCUGCAAGAAGCCAGACGCCACAAUGGAAACCAAGAGGAAGAUGAGGAAUGGCUGCUCAGGUGUAUGUCCACUGGUAUUCAAGUGCAGCUGAGGUGUAAUGCAUGCAACUAUGAGGCCAACAGUCUGGAGAAGCUAAAACUACACACAGUGAACCCCAGACAUGAGGCCAGCUUGAGACUGUACAAGUAUUUACAGCAGUAUGCAGGAACCGUGUCUGAUGGUGGGUGGCUGCACUGUGUGCUGUGUAAUUACUCCACCCAGAACAGUCUCAGUCUUGUGCAGCACUCCAAUUCAUUGAGUCACCAGAGAGGGGAGGGAUUACUCAGACUACAGCAAAUCCAGAAAGGUUUCCAGGACGAAGAGGAGGAGCUUGGUGCCAUGUUUAAAAUAAGAAAGACUCCUGCUCAAGAUAAUGGAGAUGUGAAUGAGAUGGAGUCACCCACUGAGAUUACUGUUGACCAGGAGGACCGGACCAAACAUGCAGACACAAGGGGGGAGAAAACGGGAGUAUCCAUUCAUGAGGAAAAUGGACAGAGUGAGCCUUAUGCCAGUCCCAAACGCCCCAGCUCUGCACCUGGUGAAACAGAUGACUCCUUACCACUAAAACGGCCUCGAGCACAAGAGGAAAUUUCCUCCGAACAGGUGCGGCAGUGCCCAUUCUGUCGAUUUUGUCAUGCUGAUCUUGGCCGUCUGCGGAGUCAUGUGAUGAUCCAGCACGCUGUCCAACCCACUCUCCGCUGCCCUCUGUGCCAGGAGACUCUGCGCAGCGUCACCCUGCUGCGCACACAUCUCACGCACUUGCACAGUGUGACUGCAGACUGUACGCAGAAACUCAUCAAUACGGUGAUUGCCUCAGAUGUGCUGCCAGAAAAGAUGUUCUUACCAGUACAGGGCUCCAGUUCCCAGCAGACAAAGGCAGAUUCCAGUUAUAAUGGAGUGAAGAGACUUGAGGAUCAAGGUGAAGGUGAACAAGAGAGAAUCACUACAUGUCAAACAGAGAUAUCAAAAAACCCAAAGCCGCACUUAGAAGAUGCAGAAUCCACCAAGGAAAACACUGCUGCUUUCCCCUGCUGGCAGAAAGGCUGUAACAAAGUACUUGCGUCAUCCAGUGCUCUCCAGAUGCACAUCAGCCAGUUCCACAGCCAAAGGCCGCAAAUGCCGAUUUCCGAUCGCCAUGUCUACAAAUACCGAUGCAGUCAGUGUAGCCUUGCCUUUAAAACUGCUGAAAAGCUGCAGCUGCAUUCUCAGUACCAUGCCAUCAGGGCUGCCACCAUGUGCUGUCUCUGCCAACGCAGCUUUCGUACACUUCAGGCGCUGAGGAAGCACUUGGAAACAAGUCACCUAGAGCUGAGCGAGGCCCAACUGCAGCAAUUAUGUGGCAGUCUGCUGAUGACUGAAGACCUCCUGAGUGGUGAAGACCAAAGUCUUGGUGAGGAACAGGGAUCAUUUGAAGAGGAGAGAGUGAAGGAAGACGAAGAAAGUGACAUGGAGGAGAAAUCAAGCCCUGGAGACAGUUAUUUGAGUUUACUUCGAGAAGAUGUUGAACCUAAUGCAAAGCAUUUUGUUAUGCCUCAGAGAAAAGGCCCAAAUGUGUCAACAGAAAAAUUUUUGGAUCCAUCAAGACCGUUCAAAUGCACAGUCUGUAAGGAAUCUUUCACACAAAAGAAUAUUCUCUUAGUCCACUAUAACUCUGUCUCACACUUGCACAAAGUUAAGCGUUCUGUGCAAGAUUCUUCUGGCCUGCCGGAGUCUGUCAGCAGCAGCACUGACCACAAACCCUUCAAAUGUAGCAUUUGCAAUGUAGCUUACAGCCAGAGUUCUACCUUAGAGAUUCAUAUGCGAUCUGUCCUACACCAAACCAAAGCUCGUGCAGCCAAGCUUGACUCAUCAGGAGCAAGCUCAGUUUCCUCUAACCCUCUGCUUGGUAAGGCGGUUUCCUUAACAGAGAGUACAUCCAGCUCCCACACAGCCUUGAAGUGCAUGACUGCUGGGACAAACAUGAGCUGUACCUCUUCAGCUCUUGAUCAACCUCAGCUGAACCACCAACAGAGCACUGAAAACAAUGUCAUAUCAAGCCAAAACACCUGUCUUUCCACGAUGUCUGAGGAGUACAAGAAGAAGCAAACAGUAGACACAGUGGCAUCAACCACAAGGCAGCAUAGAUUAUUACAGCAGCAGUUACAGCAACAGCAGUUAGUACAGGCCCAAGCUCAGAUCCAGCAGGAGCUCCAGAAGAAAGCAGCCCUCCUCCAAUCCCAUUUGUUCAAUCCAGCGCUACUUCACCAUUUCCCUAUCACAACAGAUGCUCUCCUUCCACUGCAACAGCAACAGCAGUUUCUGCUUCCCUUCCUCAUCCCAGGAGGGGAGUUCCAGAUCAAUCCUGAACUAAACUUAAAAGGCUUAGGGUUGAACCUUAGCACAGCAAAGCCAGUAGCACCUGAAGAUCCCUCUGAGACAUUGCCACAGAGUAGCCUUAUCUCUGCCUGUAAACAACAACAGAAUGGAGAUGCCGCUUGUGCUCGUAACCAGUUACUGUCUCUGGUUCCUGAGGAGGAGGUUCCUGUUCCUCAAAAUGCUAAUUGUGUGACCUUUGAUCUUCAAAGUAACAAACGUGUAGAUGAACAAAGCAAUAAUAAAGCAGCCGUGAAGGUUCAUGAGCCAACCUUUCAUGAUGGUAUUGAUGGGUUCAGAGCACAAGAAGAUAUUGAAGAUGAGGUUUUAAGUAGUGGAGAAAUUUUGAGUGAGUCAAUUCCACCACGAGUAGCUCAUGAUGCACCUGGGAAUGUUUCGAAAGCUUUGCUGGAGAACAUAGGAUUUGAGUUAGUCAUGCAGUUUAAUGAAAAUAAGCAACAGUAUCAGAGAAAUCAGGCUGAGGCUGUACCAAAUGAACAGACAAUGCCCAAAGAGGUGGAUCAUUCAGAGUUCUUUGGGAAGCUAGAGUGUGAAUCCUGUGGGAAGCUUUUUUCAAAUGUGUUGAUACUAAAGAGCCAUAAAGAGCAUAUUCACCAAUCCAUUUUUCCGAUACACUCAUUAGAGAAAUUUGCCAAAGACUACAGAGAACAGUAUGAUAAACUAUUUCCUUUUAGACCUGCAACUCCUGAAGCUUCGCCCCCUCCCCAAUCCCCUGCUGCAUCUCCACCCAUUCCCACUCCAACAGAACCACCUCACCAGAAAGCUGUAUCAUGCAUUCGUGUCUCUGAAACCAUGGUCACCCCCCCUACUGGCUCCACUCCUCAAGUUCCAUUAACUCCACUUCCUUUACCCAUUGACUUGCCACUCUUUCCCCCACUUAUGAUGCAUUCCAUGCCUCUGCAGGCUUUGACCCCUCAACUCCCAGUACAUCUGCCAGCUGUUGAGGCUGGCCUCACACCCGACUUAGCACAGCUUCAUCAGCACCAGUUAACUCCUGCUCUGAUGCAGCAGGGAAAAAGACCUCGAACCAGAAUCACAGAUGACCAAUUAAGAAUUCUACGACAGUAUUUCGACAUCAAUAACUCCCCAAAUGAAGACCAAAUCCAGGACAUGGCCAAUAAAUCUGGACUAUCACAUAAAGUUAUAAAGCACUGGUUUAGAAACACACUGUUUAAGGAGCGCCAGCGCAAUAAGGAUUCUCCAUACAACUUCAGCAAUCCACCCAUCACAACACUCGAAGAUGUCAAAGUGGAUUCCAGGUCAUCCUCUCCUGAGCCUCCAAGACAUGAGUGUUCUGCAGGAAAGAGGUCCUCAAGGACCAGAUUUUCUGACUUCCAGCUCAAGGUCCUGCAGGAUUUCUUUGAUGCAAAUGCUUACCCUAAAGAUGAUGAAUUUGAGCAACUCUCAAGCCUCCUGAAUCUUUCGACUCGUGUCAUUGUUGUGUGGUUUCAAAAUGCCCGUCAGAAAGCCAGGAAGAAUUAUGAGAACCAGGGAGAAGGAGGAAAAGAUGAACAUCGGGAGUUUUCUAAUGAGCGCUAUAUUCGUAGUUCCAACAACUAUCAGUGUAAGAAAUGCAAUAUGGUGUUUCAGCGAAUUUUUGAUCUCAUCAGUCAUCAGAAAAAAGUGUGCUAUAAAGAUGAUGAUGAUAAUGAGGCACAGUUUGACCAAAAUGAGCUUUUUAUAGAUCCUAUACCUCCCACUCCAUCUGAAUCCUCAAGCCCUACUCCAACACCCUCAACCUCCAGCCUGUCAAAUUGCAUAGAGUCAAAUACAGAUGUAAAGCAUGGAAAUAAAGAGCAGUUAGAUCAUAUUUCUGUCUCUGGUUAUCUUACGGAGAGAGCAGCUUGUGACCCUUACCAGAGUUUUGCUAACACAAAACUUGAAGAGUCAAAUGAAGUGCUAAAUCCUCAUGAUGAAGAAAAGCUACAGGCAAGCACCCAAACCUGUCCCAUAUCCCCUCUGCAACAGCAGUCUAAUGCUUCUGUGUCUCAGACAAGCCCAGUUCCAUCUCAGAAUUCUCAAAAGAAUUUAAACUCUUUGACAAAUCCUUCCCAGCAACCACAGUUAAAGUCAGUGCAGCAAAUGACCCCUUACCAGUGCAUUCAGUGCAAACUGAGCUUCCUUUCUUUUGAACAUUGGCAGGAGCAUCAGCAGAUGCACUUCCUGGUUGCUCAAAAUCCUUUUGUUACACCACAGUUCCUUGACCGCCCUGUGGACAUGCCUUUUAUGCUUUUUGAUCCAGCUAAUCCUCUGCUGGCCAGGCACUUACUUUCUGGAGCAUUUCCACAGAUACCUGCCAGUUUGCCCUCAGUUGCAGCCAUUCCUGACUCAACUAUAAACUCCUUAAAGAGGAAGCUUGAACAAAAAUCAGGAACCACUUCUCUGGAAAAUGACUGGGACAGCAAUGUGGAUGAUCCCCAGCGGGACAAGCGCAUGAGGACAACCAUCACCCCAGAGCAGCUGGAGAUAUUAUAUCAGAAAUAUCUCUUAGAUUCUAAUCCUACACGCCAAAUGCUUGAUCACAUUUCCCAGGAGGUGGGCCUCAAGAAAAGAGUUGUUCAAGUAUGGUUCCAAAAUACACGAGCACGUGAGAGGAAAGGCCAGUUUAGAGCUCUGGGUCCAGUCCAAGCCCACCGACGAUGUCCAUUCUGUCGAGCACUUUUUAAGGCACAAACUGCCCUUGAUGCUCACAUACGUUCACGACAUUGGCAUGAAGCCAAAACUGCAGGAUACAGCAUGGCAAUAUCUGGUAUGACUCAGGAAAGCUGUUUACAGAUGCUAAACCAAGGUGAUAUUUUAACUUGCCCAAAUUCUCCAAUUGGUAAAAGCAUGGAUCCAUCCUCACACCAGCAGCGUCUGAGUCCAAGGCCAUCAAAGGGUGGGGGAAUAGAUGACUUUGGAGGACCAUCUAUUUCAGCCCAGCAGUCUUUUGAACGUAACAAGCUAGAUAACCAUAAGAGUGCUUCUAUAAACACAGUCCCAAAUGAAGUCACAACAGAUGAAGAAAAUUUUCCUGUUGAGGUGAAACAUAAUAGUAUCGAUCAGUUAUCUUUUAGCUCUGAGAGAGAGGCCUCUUCAGAAAGUGAAGACAAGUUGUCCUCAGGGCUGGUUAGCCCAGCAAUGAGUUUCAAUGCUAAAGAUUUUGAAAAUGAUUUAAUAUUCGAUUACAGUGAGAAUUCAAGCUUAGCUGACCCUGCCUCUCCCUGUCCCGGAGGAUCAAACAGUCAAAACAUAGAUGCUGACAGGCAUGGUCAAAAACGCUACCGUACGCAGCUAAGCAGCCUGCAAGUGAAAGUGCUUAAAGCCUGCUUCAGUGAUUACAAAACCCCCACCAUGUUGGAGUGUGAAGCUUUAGGAAAUGAUAUUGGACUUGCAAAGAGGGUAGUGCAGGUGUGGUUCCAGAAUGCUCGUGCAAAGGAGAAGAAAGCAAAGCUCAGCCUUGCCAAGCAAUUUGGCACAGAGAGCACAUGUACUGAGAGACCCAAGACAGAAUGCACUCUGUGCGGUGUUAAGUACAGUGGUUGUCUCUCUGUGCGGGACCACGUCUUCUCUCAGCAGCAUCUUGCUAAAGUAAAAGAGGCGUUAGGGGGACAAAUGGACAGGGAUCGGGAAUAUUUGGACACUGCGAGUGUUCGCCAACUGAUGUCUCAGCAAGAAGCGGAUAAUAUAAAGAAGUUGAGCGAGGUCCUGGCAGUAGUACAGCCACAGUCUUCAGAAGGUUCAGGGGUCUUUAAUCACACUACACCUCAAUAUUUAAAUCGGCCAAGGGCUGGCAGCACAUCAGCAAGCUUCUCUUCAGCAAAAUCAGAGCCCAGUAAUCCCCCCUCAAAUGGACAGAUCAGCAGGCCCAAUACAUCAUCCUCUUCCUCCAUGUCAGCCAUCACUGAAAAAGUUCCAGUCAGCACAACCAACUCUGUCUUAACCCCAAAGAAUACAGAGUUGGACUUGCAACUCCAAGUUUCCAAAGAGAACAACUCUGAAAAUAACAGUAAUCCUACUGAAAAGAUUGAGAGGGCUUCUACUGGCAAUGCUAGUCAUUCAAACUCUCGUAUUAGUAAAGAUAAACAAGACUCUUUCACACCAGCUGCAUCUACACCAAAAUCUGGUAAGGAAUAUACCAUGGAACCAGCUCAAAUACAAGCUCUGCAAGCAGCAGGAACUACUGACCAGGCAGCCUUGCUCUCCAGUCCCCUCCUUCCUUGUCUUAUGCCAGGAUUCCCUCAAAUUUUCCCUCCACAGAUUCCUACAGCACUUCCUGGAAGUUUUCUACAGCCCAUGUUUGGUAUGGAAAGCAUGUUCCCUUAUGGCCCGGUCCUGCCACAAGCUCUAAUGAGUCUUUCCCCAGGCUCCAUUCUCCAACAAUAUCAGCACAAUUUGCAGGGAGCACUGAUGCAGCAUAGGCUGCAGCUUCAACAGAAACAACUGCUGCAACAACCUCAGAAAGCCAAGGCUAGCCAAAUCUCUGCUCUAGCACAUUCUCAGGAUCUUGCUCAUAACAAGGAGUCUGUCUUGGAUUCAAACAAACCUGGGAAAAGUUCCUCUACUUUCUCAUUUGGCAACACUAAGAUGGACAGUAACUUCCUAAUCACCCAAUGUAUUGUCUCCAAAGUGACAUGCAGAGAGAAAGGUAAGGAUGUUGCCUUGUAUGACUGCCUUGCCUGUCACAUCUCUCUCAAUGGAAAUGAACAACUCCUUCAGCACCUGGAGUCCCCUCAGCACAGACAGAGAGCAGCGGAGCAAUUGAAUGCCAAAGAGCAUGCCUCUCGUCUUUUACCUCACAUCAGUCCCUCAUCUACCUCGCAGCCAAACCCACCCAACAACCAGACAUCCCUUCCAAUAUCACAGACCAAGCAGUCUGUACCAGAGAGUUCCUCUGCCAUCUCCAGCAUCUCCAGGCCAACAGUUCCGAUCCCCAGCACUUCACCUGAGCAACUCACCAAAAUUCCAUCAACCUCUACAGCUUUAUCUGGCGCUGCACAACCUGCCUGUCCUCCAGUUUCUCCAUCACUACAGCUUUCUUUACCCUCAACUGUUACCUCAAGCCUAAACGGCCAUGUUAUGAGUUGUCAUUUAAAACCAACAGACUCUGCCAGUGGGUGUUACAACAAUGAUGGGUCAGCAGAGGAACAAGAGUCCACAUAAUAUAUUGGAGCUAAAGGCUGAAUGCUGACUAUUGCAACUGUAGCUGUAAUUUUGUCUGCCUUGGAACAGACUCCAUUGUAUUAAAAAAAAAAAAAAAAAAAGAGAGAGAGAGAGAGACAAAGGAAGAUUGAGAGAGAAAUGGAUGGUAUUUGGUGGAAUAAAAAGGCAAGAGAUGAGAGCCCAGUGAUGGUUUGAAAAACUUUUAAAGGGACUGAAUCCUGUAGGUAGGAUAUAACUUGCAUUUUCAAUGCUUGUAACCAAAAAAGUGUCAGUAGAAUGUUUUCCCACAUCAAUAUGCUGGUGAAUUUAAACUUGAGAAUACAUAAACACUGUUUGGAAACUGAAAUGUGCACAGCUAAGAACUGGAGUAGAACCUAAGAUGGUUUUAUGAUUACUUAAUAACUAACUAACCAAAAGUCUGUUUAUUCUUUGUUUUAAACACACCAACAAAAAAUUUUACACAAUUGAAGUGUUAAUAUAAUAUUGGCUUGCAAAACUAAUGCAUUUUAAUGUUGUCUACUCUCAGGUCAACAUGCAUUCAUUUUGUUCUGCUACUGAACAUUGGUGUUAAAAAAACAAAACAAAACAAAAAUAGUUCUGAUGUAUACCAAGAGAAAAAAUUUAAAUCCAAAUGACUUGUUGGAAACAAAAAUGUUAAAACCUAGUUUGCUUUGUCAAUGAAUCUUAUAAAUGUUUUCUUUUUUUAUACUGGACAGGUACAUGUCCAGACAAAGACUAACGCAGACUUUAAUUGUGAAGAGAAAGAAUAGGGGGUUGGGUUUUUAUUUGUUUUUCUUUUUUUUAAUCCGAAAAAGUUAUUGUGUUUAAUAUUAGAUACAUGUACUGACAUUUUGGUGUUGCGUAGAUUGUUAAAUUCAAAUGACAUAAGUGUGAGGUAGAUUUAAAAGAAAUGACUUGUAUAUUUAAUUUUUGUCAAAGACACUUGAGGUUGCCAGUGUUAAACAUUUUAUCCUGUCUGACCUAGUUGAACAGUCUUACUGUGCAACUGUCCCACCUGUGCUGAGCCGAGUUAACAGACCACAUCUGUAAAUGUCGGUGCAGAUUUAAGAAAUGGUUUUGUUCUCUUUAAAACUUAUAGCAUUUAAUUUGUGCACUUAACUUUUUUAUGCUCUCUAAGUCACUCUUUUUUACUUUGUUGACAGUAGUUUCUUAUUCUCCUCUUGAACAAAGUAAUUUUCUUCCUGAAUGUUUCUGCACUUGCCAUAUAUGAUGACACCAACAACAAUAAUGUUACUAAUGAAAACAAUAACUCACAGUAUUGCUUUAAAGGAAAAUCCAAAGAUAAAGUACCAUUGGUGCAUACAAAGGAUGGGAGAAAACUCUUUAUAUUUGAGAAAAAUAUUACUGUUUUUAAGGAAAGGAAACCUUUUUAGAUGAUGGAGUCAGCUAUGAGAAUACUGUUUAAACUUUAGAACAUUUGUGACCUCAUAUGUAAAACGAACAGAAAACCAAAAACCGCAAAGCCUCUCUGCUGAGAGUAUAGGACAUCACCGAGGUUCAGCCACUGCAGUUUGUAAUAUAGGUGGAGAUUGUUCUGUUUACCUUGUCACUGGCUUAUGUUUUUGUCUGUUUGUUUAUUGUUGCUUUUAUUUUUAUUUGCUUUGCUCAACAUGCUUGGUUUUAUUUUUGGAGGAAAUACAGUGUGCUGCUAUUGUAGUUUUGUAUUGAUACUAAGAUGCAUGCUCGAUUUUGCUUUUUGCUGAAGCUUUAAUGACUACACACUAGCCAGAGCACCUGUCUCCAUUUCGCUGCAGCUCUGCCCACAUGCUCCAAGACUACUGUGAAGACUGUGAAUGAAUAUCCAUUAACCAUGCUACUUUCUCCUCUCUAAACAACCAAUGUUAACUGAACCAACAAAUGAUGAAAACCAAUGAUGUUAUAUUUAUACAAAGUUUGCAUUCCAAAUAUCACAUUGUUGUUUCAGUGAAUUGUUUUUCUUGUAUUCUCCUGAUUAGGGGGACUGUACCGUGUACACUCAUGCCUGAGUCUGGACUUGCUGUGAGACUCCGUUUACUGUAUGUGCUCCUGGAAAUGUUGUUACUGUCGCGAUCGCCAAAUAAUGUACAUGUUCAUUAUGCACUUGUGUUUAUCACGUGAUUCAUUGGGCUAGUGUCUCUCCCGUCCUCUCUUAUACAAGCAUUCAGAUUCAAUAAAGUCUGCUUCAUUUUA
Molecule: messenger RNA, 12622 nt
Organism: Electrophorus electricus (electric eel)
Lineage: Eukaryota; Metazoa; Chordata; Actinopteri; Gymnotiformes; Gymnotidae
Gene: zfhx3a
Product: zinc finger homeobox 3a
Biological process (GO): regulation of transcription by RNA polymerase II; regulation of neuron differentiation
Cellular component (GO): nucleus
Molecular function (GO): zinc ion binding; DNA-binding transcription factor activity, RNA polymerase II-specific; RNA polymerase II cis-regulatory region sequence-specific DNA binding
Source: RefSeq, a predicted model, not a curated record